UUGCGUUUUCCUGUGUCCGUGUCGUGUCCCGUGUCUGUGCAUCAUAGCUUAGCUUGAAUAGGAAAAAUGGCCAGCAAAGACUUCUGUACUCGUGGGCCAACAAUGAAAAUCCUCGACUAGGAAUGUUCUCCAGAGGUAUAGAUCCUGAAGGCUGUCCAUAGAUUUUCAUUUGGAAGCAAAAUCAUCCCUUUUGGAAAAGUACUAUAUACGACUAUAGUUUGGUUUAUAUAGAUCACAUAUAUCAAGGGUUUGGCUCCUUUUUAACUUUCAUCAAAGAAAGUGAUGAAAUUUAUCUCACUUGCAGUGUCUCAGAAACUUGCUUAAAGUAAGAGUCACUUUAACUCCUACUGGGCAAGCUCAGCAGCUAUUUUGGGCACAAACUAGCAAUUCAUGGGUAGUUGUAUGGCAGGCUCCAGUAGUUGAAUGUGAUCUUUAUGGGUAUUGUGGUCCAUUUAGUAGCUGUGAGCAAAAUGGAUCACAUCCAUUUUGCAGUUGUUUGGAGGGUUUUGUGCCCAAAGAUCAGAAAGAAUGGAAUCUUGGAAAUCAGACAGGAGGCUGUUCUAGGAAGAUGGAAUUGACAUGUGAUAAGGGAGAUUGAUUUUUUAAGUUUGAAAGAACUAGAUAAUCUGAUUAUUCAGUGUCUCUGGGAAAUAUGACUGUUAGUCAAUGUGAAUCCAAAUGUCCUGACAACUGCUCUUGCACAGCUUAUGCUUAUGCUAAUCUGACUAUAGAAACUACAGUGCACUGUAUGAAUUGGUUUGGGGCUUUGGUGGAUCUAAAUCAUAAUGCCUUCAUUGGCAAAGAUCUUUAUGUUCGCCUUCAUAGCUCUGACCAAGUUAGUAAUGCUAAAACUGGUAACUUGACCACUAAAAGAAGAAUUCUGACUGCAAUUGCAGCAGCUGCUAUCUCUACAAGAUUGCUAUUUAUUAGUAUCAUCGGCUAUGUCUUAAGGAGGGGAAGGUUGAGAAAUCCAGGUACAAUCUCUCCCUCUCUCUCUUGAGUGUUGUACACAUUUAGUCCUACACACUUGCAAACACAAAUAGAAGUUACCAGUACACUUCUAGUUUCCCAUGCAUGAUUUUGUCCACUAAUUACUCCAAAUACAGAGAGAAUAGAACCAAGUGUGAAAAAUAUUGACACAAACUCUAGUGCGUCUGUUAUUGGGCCAAAUGAUGGGGAAUUGUUAUCAUUCAGUUUACAAAAUAUAUUAGCUGCCACAGACAACUUUUCUGAAGCAAAAAAACUAGGAGAUGGUGGGUUUGGACCUAUUUGUAAGGUAACUAUUCCAAAACUGUGAUAUUUUUUCAUUUAUUUUUUACUCGUUUUAGUGCAUCUAAGACUCAAAUGACACAUUUCAUAAGAAGUUGGAAAGGGAAGAAUAAGCUGAAACUUACUGCCAAACUCCAACAUAAAAAUCUUGUCAGACUAUUGGGUUGUUGUUUUGAAAUGGAGGAAAAGAUACUAAUCUAUGAGUUUAUGUGCUAUGGAAGCCUAGACAAAUUCCUAUUUUGUACGCCUUAAGAUCCUUUUCAAUUUACUUCGGAUAAAACAUAUUUCCUUUAAGAUAUACAUGGGUUAUGUUUUUAGCACACAAAACUGGGUUAUGUUUAUUUAAGAUAUACAUGGGUUAUUGUUGAUGAUUAUUUAAGAUAUACAUGGGUUAUGUUUUUAGCACACAAAGAUGAAACCUUUUCUUCUUUCACAAAACUCUGUCGUAGAAUUCAAAAUGAA
Molecule: messenger RNA, 1731 nt
Organism: Camellia sinensis
Lineage: Eukaryota; Viridiplantae; Streptophyta; Magnoliopsida; Ericales; Theaceae
Source: RefSeq, a predicted model, not a curated record